UGUCCACCUGCAUAUUGGGACCAAUGAACUCAUUCAGUUCUAAUCCAAAUGUGAGGAACGGCAAUCAAGCUAGAUUGCUAGAGGACGAAGCCGACCUCGAGUAUAUGAAAGGCAAUCUUCAGAAGAUGGAAGAUUUGACUAAGCGCAUGACCGGGAUGUUGGACUCAUUCGACGGACGGCUUAUGAAACUAGAAGCGUCUAUUUUACCUAUCCAUCGAUCAACUCAGAACCUCACUCAUUUGGCCGAUAACAUAGAAGCGACAUUGAAGUCCACAGAUUCCAUCGUGAAGUGCAUGGAUCUUCCUAGCAAAGAGGAAGCAUUGAUCUUGAAAGGGCCCGACGAGAACAACACGCUUCCGUAUCUUCAAUCAUUAGCCAGACUGAAAGAUGCGCUUGAGAUUUUGGUAAAUUCCAAGCUGAGAGCAACUGAUCGAGUUAUAAAUCAUAUGAAACAAUUGUUGAAAGCAGGAAUGUUGCACAUGGAAACGCUAUUCAGAAAAUGGCUAUCGACAUCCAGUAUACCCAUAGACGCGAAAAUGUUGGACUCAGGCGAACCCCCUGCGAUGGACAGUGCCAACGUUAAGCGGCUGUCACAGUUAUCAACUUACCUUUCGUCGUCGGAAACCGAGCUUGGCUAUGUCGUAGAUUUUACAAAGCCGUAUAUAGAAAUUCGAUCCACUUACCUCUCCAAGUCAAUGCAUGCAUUAUCGCAAACUGCAGCGUCGGCCGAUAGACAGCAUAGCGGUGUCUAUGAUAGGGGUACCGCCGAGUUCUUAAAAUAUAUGACAUGCCUAACCAAGAUGUUUUCGUUCGAGCAUGAUUUGGCUACUAGUCUACUAGCCAACCCAGUACAACGAACCACCGCUUUGAAAGGCGCCCUGGCGCCGGCGCUUACCGAUUUUAUCACUGCUGGUAGAGCGAUCAAUGCUCAAGUCAAACGAAGUUCAUAUCAAGAUGUAUUCAUCAUAUUUGAUAUACUGGAGAGGUUUGAAAAUGAAUGCUUUUCGACAUUGGACAAAAUUAUGCCACGAAAAGAAAUGGAUACCAUAUUGGAACUGAUGACAGCUUUCCGAGGUACAGCUCUUAGAAGCAUAUAUGAGUUCAUGGAAGAUGUCAAAGGCCGCAAGGAUGCAGCAAAUCCCAACCUUAGCAAUGACGGUACUGUUCAUGAGCUCACCAGUAAUACCCUGAGCCAUCUGAAACGUCUAUGGGCAUGGCACGAUAUUGUGGAACCGAUUCUAACAAUACUGGGUAAGGAAGGCUGGAAUAAUCCAGUCUCAAGUGUUGCUGAGCAGCAACCGCUCUCCUUAAAGCCAAACGCCGACGGACGCGUUCUGUUGAAAAACUUAUUUGUAGAGGCCGUCGAUCAACUCAAUACCACACUACAAAACAAAUCCAAGGCAUACCGAAAACCAGCUCUUGCCAUCAUAUUCUUGCUCAAUAACUUUAACCACGUACUGCGGCAAAUUAGAUCGCCACCGCUCAAUGCUGUGUUCGAUGAAGGACGAGAAGCGCGGUAUGGCAAAAUGGUUCGACGACAGAUGGACGCUUAUCAGGAAACCUGGAAGCCUUGUAUUGAGAAUUUGAUGGACGUCACAUAUGUACGAGGUGGGGCCAUUCGACAGUCGCUCGGAAACAAUGAAAGGCAACAGAUCAAAGACAAGUUUAGGAACUUCAACCUAGCAUUUGAGGAGACAUUGCGAACACAGAAAACUUACGCUAUCCCUGAUAGCGAACUUCGCCAUGCUAUCAUUAAGGACAUUAAAAACGUCCUUCUUCCCAUGUAUAGUCGAUUUGUCGAGAAAUAUCAAACAACCGAUUUUGCUAAAAACCCAUCCAAAUAUAUUCGCUGGGACAAGGAUCAGCUUGAUAGAAUGCUUAAUCAGCUCUUUGAGCCAACCGCUUGAUGAUGUUGUCGGGAAUAGAUUUGUUAAUAGUUAUUUGCGGUGAAAACAAGCAUUGCAAGCAAGCAAGCUUUACAAUAUAGCAGAUGCCAAAAGAAAUAAAAAAAACUGAUUAUGCAAACUAAUGAAACC
Umbelopsis ramanniana AG is the source of this 2036-nucleotide messenger RNA. RefSeq lists its product as uncharacterized. Gene Ontology annotation, molecular function: phosphatidylinositol-4,5-bisphosphate binding. The coding region runs from base 24 to 1907 and encodes 627 amino acids. The record is from RefSeq and is a predicted model, not a curated record. The transcript has 11 exons. NCBI's taxonomy places the organism in Eukaryota, Fungi, Mucoromycota, Umbelopsidomycetes, Umbelopsidales, Umbelopsidaceae. Gene Ontology annotation, biological process: exocytosis. Gene Ontology annotation, cellular component: exocyst.